CCUGGGAACGGGGGCUGGCAAUGGGGCGUGCGCGGGGGCUGCUGGGACGGGGGAGGGCGGGCUCCCCGGCGGCCAUGUUGAGUGUGGCAGGGAGGGCGGAAAGGCCCGCGCGCUCCCGGCCCGCCGUGAUUGUCAGCGUUGUCACCGUCCCCGCCGCUCCCGGGACCCGAGGUUGGAGGCUGCUGGCUGUUUCAGCCCUUGAGGCACUGCAGGGAGUGCAGAAGCCCACCCCACCAGGCAGAGUGGCUCGGCCCUGGCAGCCUGUGCACCAUGUCCCUCCGCGAGCACGCACUGUCCCUGUUCCGUGGCGCUCUGGGCACCGUGCGCCCCGCUCCCAUGCUGAGGAGGGCUCUGAAGCUCCAGGGAGAUGGGUGCCCUCAGCUGCUGGUGAAGGGCCAGGCCUUUCCACUGAAGAGGGACCUGUACCUGGUGGGUUUUGGAAAAGCUGUGCUGGGGAUGGCUGCAGCAGCAGAAGAGAUCCUGGGAGACCACCUCACUCGGGGGAUUAUCAAUGUGCCGCUGGGGAUCCAGGAGAGCCUGCAGCGAGCAGGAAUGCAGGAGAUGCUGCUGAAGCCACACAGCAGAAUCCAGGUCAUCGAAGGUGCCAAGAACAACCUCCCAGAUGCAGAGGCUCUGAAGGGAGCAGUUGCUAUCCAGGAGCUGGCUGAGGGUCUGACUGCAGAUGACCUGCUCCUUGUGCUCAUCUCAGGGGGUGGAUCAGCCCUACUGCCUGCUCCCAUCCCUCCCAUCCUCCUCGAGGAGAAGGAGAAACUCACAAAGAUGCUGGCUUCCCGAGGAGCUGCCAUACAGGAGCUGAACAUUGUCCGGAAGACUCUGUCCGUGCUGAAGGGUGGAGGGCUGGCCCAGCUGGCACAUCCUGCACGGGUGGUGAGUCUCAUCCUGUCUGACGUGAUAGGUGACCCCCUGGACAUCAUAGCGAGUGGCCCCACUGCUGCCAGCUCCCACAGUGUCCAAGACUGCCUUCAGAUACUCACCAAAUACAACCUGCUGCACGACCUGCCCAAGUCAGUGGAAAUGGUCCUCUCCAGCUCUCCCACCAAGCCCACUGCUCCAGAAAACUACUCCCACGUUUCCAACAUCAUCCUUGGGUCCAACACGGUGGCUCUGGAAGAGGCCAGACGCCAGGCUGAGGGGCUGGGCUAUGCAGCUCUGCUCCUGAGUGCAGCAGUCCGUGGGGAGGUGGGCCGUGUUGCCACGCUGUACUGCCAGCUGAUCCAGCUGGUCUGCCUGGCCUUCGCCAGCCUCGGAGAAGGGCCCCUGGGGGACCAGCUGAGGGGCAAUGUCCUGCAGCUGGCAGCAGAGCUGCAGAUCCCAGGUUUGGACCUGAAGGAGUUCCUGCAGGCCCUGCGAGGGUUAGGGCCUGACAGACCAGUCUGCAUCCUGGCUGGAGGAGAAACCACGGUCCAGCUCCAGGGAACCGGCAAGGGAGGCAGAAACCAGGAGCUGGCCCUGCGUGUGGGGCUGGGGCUGCACCAGGCUCAGGCCACAGGAGCCAGCAGCCCCCAGGGGAGCUGUGAGAUCCUCUUCCUCAGUGGGGGGACAGACGGACAGGAUGGGCCAACGGAGGCAGCAGGAGCCUUCUGCAGCCCAGGGCUGGUGGCUGAGGCGCUCCAGGAGGGCCUGGAUGUGGAGGCCUUCCUCAGGAACAAUGACUCCUACACGUUCUUCAGCCAGUUCCAAGGUGGGCAUCACCUCCUGGUGACAGGCUUGACAGGCACCAACGUCAUGGACAUCCAGGCCAUUUUAAUUAGAGCCAUGGAGAGAUCAUGAGAGCUCCCUCUGCAGACACCCAGAUGCACUUAAUUAGGAGCAGGAGUAAAUUAAAGCACCAAUGCUGCAGACAAAUGCAAACUACUUAAAUUAGGGCUCACUGUUGAGGCUGCUAGUGUCUUUGACAAAAAGAAUCCACUAAUUAGACACAUGAGUGGACGUCCACAGCAAAAAAAAAACAAGCACUUGUAAUUGGUGGGAUCAGAGGAAGGUAAAAGGUCACAUUACAAACAAGGAGACUGGAUUUAAGGCUUGCUUCAGAUAUAGUUAAUUUAAGAGACGUGGGGAAGCUGAGGCCAUGUCAGGGCUACCACAGAGAGCCCUUGCUGCACUGUUGCACCUCCAGUGCCCCUAGCACAAGAGCAGCUCAGCAGUGGGGUUUUAGGGGUCCACUGCAGCAAAUUGCAGUGACUGAAGGAUAUAAAAGCAGUAAGAGCAAGGCCUGCUCACCUGAAGCAUGGAGCUGCUGGGGGGAUGUGGUGGGAAGGGGACACCCAGCACCUGCUCCACAGGCCAGCACAGUGCCCUACAGCUCUUCCCACACCAGGGUACUGAGAUGACAGAGACCAGGCCCAGCAGGAUGCACACCCAGGAGUGUGGCUAGGAAGCACGUUGGCAGAGAGAAGUUCAUGAUACUGGCUGGGUGACACAAGCAGUGCAUAGUGACAAAGAGGAUGACAUACCUUCACUGCACAGUGUAAGGAUGGGGAUGAAUGAAGUGCAGUGGCAAGCCAGCUGUGUGGAGUCCUCCUCCAGCCUCCUUCCUCCACAGUAACAUCUUCCCUGCUGGUGCCUGUUGGGAGAGCCUGUGUGCCAGCAGCAUGCAUGCUAUGAGCUUUCAUGGUGCUGUUUUCCAGCUGCCUAGAAAACUGUCGUGCAUCCAGCCUGAGCCACUGACCUUUCCUCUGCACUGAGGCAGAAGUCGCUGUCAUUCUGAUUAACUCUGCUAAUUCCACAGAACAAAAGACAAGGAAACCUUCAUGCUCAGCUCUCCUGACCCAUGCUGCUGAGCUGAUCAAAGGGCAUAUCUGCCCGAGCUGUGCUCUGACAGGGAGCUGCUCCCCCACAUGCACGAGGACACAGUGGUUAUCACGUUUUUGUCACCUACUGCAGUGUGGUAUGUGGGAGAGCAGAGAUGAGCUUGGUUUCCCAGGACAUGGAGCUCACAGUGGGGCUGGAUUUCAGGAGGGCUUUGCCUGCAGCAACAGGCACACUGACGGUUUGGCUGGGUAUUCAAAGGGCUUUAGCUCAGCAGCCAGUAUGACCCAGCACGUCCAACUCCUUUUGAAUAUCCGUCUGUUUGUUACAGAGCCUAAGUGGGAGCUGAGCUCCUUUGAAAAACCAGCUCUAAUGUAAUAGGACACGCUUGACUCAGACUCUUUCCAGACAGACCGACCUACUCCGUGUGGCUGAUCUCAUCUCGUGACAUAAAUACACCGUUGUGCCAACACCCUGUGGUGUCUCACUGAACAGUCACUUGUUCUGCACCCCGCUUCAAGGUGGAUCACAGGGUGGGGUUCUGAGGAGGAUGCAAAACCUCCUAUUUUGGUUUUGAAGCCAGUAUCUAACAAGUAGGGAUAUCAGCAGGACCAUCAUGGGGCCUGGUGUCGAUGCCAGGCUGGCAGCUGGACUGUCUGGGCUACAGCCCAGGCUCAGAAUAAGGCACAACCCUGGGAAUUUCAAAACCCCAGUCUUGCCUGGUGGUUUAAACUCAUCCACGCAUCUCAUUUGUCCUCAGAGUCUGAAGGUCUUUUGUAACAUGCCUGAACUUGCUCACAGUGGCAAACAGCUCUGAGAUCUGCUGGGGAAAAUCUGCCAAGCGUUACAGAGCUCGCUGUGCCCCCGUAAUGUCAGGGGGUGGUUGUGCAGGAGAAGCUGCUUUGUGCCGGGUGUUUUUCUCCAGAGGUCGCUGGCAGGUCGCCUGCUCCGUGCCCAGCAGGGCAGCUCCAUGGGCACUAACAUGGGCAGUGAUACAGCCACAAGUAUGGGCUGCAGCCAGGACAACUGGGUAAAGCUGGCUCCACAACGUUCUGAGCCCUCCCUGGGCCAUGCUGCUGCCUCCACAACGUGCUGAGCCCUCCCUGGGCCGUGCUGCUGCUCCACAACGUGCUGAGCACUCCCUGGCCCAUCCUGCUGGCUCCACAACGUUCUGAGCACUCCCUGGCCCAUCCUGCUGGCUCCACAACCUGCUGAGCUCUCCCUGGCCAUCCUGCUGCUCCACAACGUGCUGAGCCCUCCCUGGGCCGUGCUGCUGAUCCACAACAUGCUGAGCACUCCCUGGCCCAUCCUGCUGGCUCCACAACGUUCUGAGCACUCCCUGGCCCAUCCUGCUGGCUCCACAACGUGCUGAGCUCUCCCUGGCCAUCCUGCUGCUCCACAACGUUCUGAGCACUCCCUGGCCAUCCUGCUGGCUCCACAACGUUCUGAGCACUCCCUGGCCCAUCCUGCUGGCUCCACAAUGUGCUGAGCUCUCCCUGGCCAUCCUGCUGCUCCGCAACGUUCUGAGCACUCCCUGGGCCAUCCUGCUGGCUCCACAACGUUCUGUACCCUCCCUGGGCCAUCCUGCUGGCUCCACAAUGUUCUGAGCCCUCCCUGGGCCAUCCUGCUGGCUCCACAACGUUCUGAGCCCUCCCUGGGCCAUGCUGCUGGCUCCACAACGUUCUGAGCACUCCCUGGGCCAUGCUGCUGGCUCCACAGCAUGCUGAGCACUCCCUGGGCCAUGCUGCUGGCUCCACAACGUUCUGAGCCCUCCCUGGGCCAUCCUGCUGGCUCCACAACGUUCUGAGCACUCCCUGGGCCAUCCUGCUCCAGUGGAAUGCAGAGUGACUCUGCUUUCAGGCUGGGGUGCCUGGCAGAAGGGUCACUCCAGCAGGAGUUCAGUGUGCCAGCCUGGGCACACUGCCACAGGGCCACCAUAAACCCCUGCCCACAGCUCUGCCACACUGCUGAGCACCACCCUGGACUUGGAGCUGCUGCUUGUGCUGCCUCCCAGUCAGUUCCAGAGGAUCUUGGGCUAGUGCUGGCUGGCUUCUCCUGGGAAAUGCCUACUCCAGGUAGCCCAAGCAGUGUCCUUGCUUCCUGAAUGGUGGCUUUUCAUAACAAAUAAAGAGUGUGUGUUGGGGAGGAGAGAAGUCUAAUAAAAGGUUUCUUGAAAGGA
Messenger RNA from Passer domesticus (house sparrow), 4948 nucleotides. It is a transcript of the gene GLYCTK, whose product is annotated as glycerate kinase. Gene Ontology annotation, molecular function: glycerate kinase activity. Bases 271 to 1791 code for a protein of 506 amino acids. The transcript is spliced from 5 exons. The record is from RefSeq and is a predicted model, not a curated record. Gene Ontology annotation, biological process: protein phosphorylation. Lineage: Eukaryota; Metazoa; Chordata; Aves; Passeriformes; Passeridae. Gene Ontology annotation, cellular component: cytoplasm.